Messenger RNA from Cucumis melo (muskmelon), 885 nucleotides. RefSeq lists its product as uncharacterized. The coding region runs from base 1 to 885 and encodes 294 amino acids. NCBI's taxonomy places the organism in Eukaryota, Viridiplantae, Streptophyta, Magnoliopsida, Cucurbitales, Cucurbitaceae. The record is from RefSeq and is a predicted model, not a curated record. The transcript is spliced from 3 exons.
AUGGACAGACGUUGCUUCCUAAUUUUGUGCCAUCUACUACGAACUAGGGCCGAUUUAGAAUCUACUGAACACGUGGACGUUGAGGAGAUGGUCGCCCUCUUCCUUCAUGUGCUAGCACACGAUGUGAAGAACCGACAGAUCCAAAGGGAGUUCGUUAGGUCGAGCGAGAUAGUCCCCCAACAUUUCAACAUGGUGUUGAUGGCCGUUCUUCGACUACAUGACGAGUUAUUGGCCACACCACAACCUAUAACGAGCGGAUGCAUAGACAUGAGGUGGCAUUGUUUCGAGAAUUGCAUUGGAGCACUUGACGACAUGUACAUCAAAGUUAACGUGUCAGCAGUGGAUAGACCAAGGUAUCGCACACGAAAGGGUGAAGUGGCGACAAAUUUCCUCGGCGUAUGCGAUACGAAGGGGGAUUUCGUUUUCAUUUUAGCCGGUUGGGAAGGAUCGGCCGCUAACUCACGUAAUUUAAGAGAUGCGCUUUCUCGACCUAACGGUCUAAAGGUUCUGAAGGAGUGGCGAGGUACCGGAAAUGCUCCUGAGACACCGAAAGAGUUCUUUAACAUGAAACAUUCUAGCGCAUGGAAUGUCAUUGAAAGAGCGUCCGGUCUGUUGAAGGGAUGUUGGGCAAUACUACGUGAAAAGUCCUACUACCCAGUUGAAGUCCAAUGUCCGACUAUCAUGGCUUGUUGUCUCCUUCAUAAUUUAAUAAAUCGGGAGAUAACUUACAUCAACGAAUUGGAUGACGAAGACGAUGGUGACUCGACACAUGCAACUACUAGUGGGGAUGACAUCACAUACAUUGAGCCCUCAAACGAAUGGACUGAAUGGCGUGAUGCGCUUGCUUCCUCGAUGUUCACGGAAUGGCAAUUGCGUAAUCAGUAG